Carcharodon carcharias (great white shark) is the source of this 10226-nucleotide messenger RNA. It is a transcript of the gene dchs2, whose product is annotated as dachsous cadherin-related 2. Bases 396 to 10226 code for a protein of 3276 amino acids. The transcript is spliced from 20 exons. Gene Ontology annotation, molecular function: calcium ion binding. Gene Ontology annotation, cellular component: plasma membrane. NCBI's taxonomy places the organism in Eukaryota, Metazoa, Chordata, Chondrichthyes, Lamniformes, Lamnidae. Gene Ontology annotation, biological process: homophilic cell-cell adhesion. The record is from RefSeq and is a predicted model, not a curated record.
AAGCAAGAAGCCGAAGGGAUCAGAAUAGGAAAUAGUUUAACUUCGGUACCGAAUACCUACUAUAGUUUGUCUUAAAAUCUAGUGACUGAGCAGAGUUGGAGUUUAAGGACUAAAAAUUGUGAUCAUGAUAUGUUGGGACUCAGCGAAAACGCAAGAAGACAGAAACACAAAUUAUAGACUUGGAUAAAAUUUACACUGUAGGCCAAAUCGCCUGAAAUUCUAACACAGGAAUUCAGCACCACGGUCAUUCUGCGUAAGUUCAGCUUUGACGUGUUGUAUUAUCGGAAACAUGUAAAUACCAGGUAGAUGCUUAGCAUGCGACGGUUUGAUUCCUCUUGGUGAAGAGUACUAUUCCGUUUAUUUUAUUAUAUAAAAAGCACCGAAGAAAGAAAAAAAUGACAACAUAUUGUCAUUAUCGGAAAAACUGUUACUAUGAAUGCCUCAGAUUAUUGAUUCAAACUGUGUUGUUUUUGGGGACUAGUCAGGUUAUCCUAUCACACAGAUUGAGUUUGUCUGUAGUUGAGGGACAACCACCGGAGACUAUGGUGGGGGAUAUUAGCGCUGUCUUCCCCACCGAGACACGAGCCAAUGGCUAUUUCAUUUCGGAAAGCGAAGAAUCGCUUGUUUUCAGUGAUCUGAACAUCGAUGUGGACACCGGAAUUAUAAAAACAGCGAAAGUCUUAGACCGAGAGACGACAGAUCGAUACGAAUUUGUAGCUGUAACUUUAACGGGGCAGAUGGUCAAGGUGGAGAUCUUGGUCAAGGAUGUAAAUGACCACACACCGGUUUUCCCGAGGGAGAAAGUCCAGCUCAAUAUCUCGGAACUAACCCCGAUAGGGACAAGAUUUCAACUUGACGAAGCCUGGGACCCAGACACGGAAAGAUUUAGCAUCCAAGGUUAUGCGAUCACGCAAGGAAACCCGGGGAUAUUUCGACUUCAGUCCGAGAAAGGGGUCAACAGUCUCUGUCUCGACCUCGUACUCAGCGGCUCCCUGGACCGGGAAACCAGAGACUUUUAUUCCCUCACCGUCCAGGCUUUCGAUGGGGACACUCCUCCCAAGACGGGGAAGAUGCAGCUAGACAUUAACAUCCUGGAUGAGAAUGACAACCCGCCCCGCUUUAACCAGACCGAGUAUGAAGCCUGGAUUUGGGAAAAUGCGGCCCCGGGUACCCGGGUCUGUCAGCUCCAGGCCAGCGACCCGGACCAAGGCAACAACGGCUUCAUCACCUACGAGAUUGACCGGAGGCAAAGCGACCCCAGCGGCCACUUCACCAUCGAGAGCCGGAGCGGCGAGGUCCGGGUGCAGAAGGUGCUCGACCGGGAGAGCCAGGCCUGGCACCAGUUGGUUAUCCGAGCCCGGGAUCACGGCUCCCCGGCCGAGCUGGGCAGCGCCUUCCUCUCGGUGCGGCUGCUCGACCUCAACGACAACCGGCCGUCCAUCAGCAUCCUGUACCUAAGCCCGAGCGGCCAGGCCGAGGUGUCGGAGGCAGCGGCCCCGGGGCACCUGGUGGCCAGGGUGUCGGCGGGGGACCCAGACCUUGGGCCGGCCGGUGAGCUGCGGCUCUGGCUGCAGGAGGAGGAUGGAGAGCAGAGCAGCGCCUUCGAGCUGCUGGAGUCCCCGCUCCGCUCCGUCUACCUGCUGUGUGUGAGCGGCCGCCUGGAUCGUGAGCAGCGCGAUUCGCACCGCUUGACCCUGAGCGCCGCCGACUCGGCCUCGCCGCCGCUUCGCACUCAGCUCUCGCUGGACCUGCGCGUCACCGACGUCAACGACAACGCGCCCGCGUUCCAGCGCGAUGUGUACACGGCGCGCGUCCCCGAGGGCCCGCUUCCCGCCAACGGGGCUGUACUGGUGCGGGUGCGCGCGCAGGACCCGGAUGACGGCGCCAAUGGCACUGUCAGGUACGCCAUGUUGGAGCACGAAGCGGCGCAGCCUGUUCAGAUCGAUCCGCUGACGGGAUUCAUCAGCGCGACGGCCACGGCGGCUUCAUGGUUGGACCGGGAGAUCCAUGAGGUGAUCCGCCUGUUGGUGGUGGCCCGGGACCUGGGCGAGCCGCCCCUCUCCUCCACCGCCACCGUCUUGCUGCACGUCGAGGAUGUGAACGACAACGAGCCAGUCUUCGAACAACAAUUGUACAGAGCGACCGUGCGGGAGCACACAGAGCCCGGAACCUGCUUCCUUCAGGUUAGUGCAAGAGAUGCAGACAGUGGUCAUUUUGGUACCAUCCGUUACUCUCUUUAUGAGGGUGUUAACAAGUAUGAAAAAUCACACUUCUUCACUAUUGACAGCUCUACUGGUAAAGUCUGUACAGCUCAGAAUAUGGAUCGAGAUGAUGGACCUCCAAUUUAUGAUUUGUUAGUGAUGGCUGAGGAUGGGGGUGGUUUGAGUGCUCAGUCAUUUAUCCACUUGGAGCUACAAGAUAUCAACGAUAACCAACCUGUAUUCAACCCACUGACAUACAUAACCAGUAUCAGCAGCCAUACACAGCCUGGAACAGAGAUUAUAAAUGUGAUUGCCUCUGACAGGGAUUCUGGAAUCAAUGGACAAGUGUCAUAUGAACUUCUAGCUGGAAAUUUUUCUUCUCUGUUCUCUGUAGACUCCACGACAGGUGCAGUGUGUUUAACUUCUGUCCUCAGUCACUUACAGCUUUCCAGUGUACAGUUGAAAAUUGCUGCACGAGAUGGUGGGAACUUGACUUCGUUUAUCAAUGCAACUGUAACUGUUCACAUUCUUCAAAGUUCCCUUGCUCCGACAAUGUUUGAGAGAUCUUAUUAUUCCUUCACUAUACUAGAAAAUGCCCCUGUAGGAAGUACUGUUGGAACAGUACAAAUUGCAAAUAUCCUAGAUUCUCUGCAGUUAAAAUACAGAAUUUCCUCUGGGGAUCCCUAUGGCUAUUUUUCUAUUGAAUCUAAAUCUGGUCUCAUCAGAAGCAAUAAGCAGUUAGAUCAUGAAGCCGAACCUUUUGUGCUGCUUACUGUUGAGUCUCAAACCAGCAGCUCUGUUAUGUACAGCAGUACUCAGGCCAACAUAACAAUUAUUGAUGUCAAUGAUAAUGCACCAACAUUCCACCAAGAAUCUGAAAUUAUUACCAUUGCAAAGAACACUUUACCAGGAACUGUUAUCUACAUUGCCCAUGCUGAAGACAAAGACAGUGGAUCAAAUGGAAUAGUUGUGUACAGUUUACAAAAUGACUAUGAACAAAUUUUUACGAUUGAUUACAUCCAUGGAACACUUUGCCUGAAUAGGACCCUUUCCUCAAUGAAACAGCAGUACAGUAUAAAUGUUCUAGCAUGUGACCAAGGACCCCAACCAUUGAGUGCUGUGUUCAUGUUAUUUUUGAAUGUUGACCAUUUGGAUGGUGAUUUGACUUUUGAAACACUUGUUUACCAAGUUGAUGUCAGUGAAGCUGCACCAUCAAACAUGCGAAUUUUGCAAGUUCGUGCUCACAGACAAGAUCAGCAAGCAGCCUCAGGCUUAGUUUACUCACUUCAGCAAAAUUUGGAUUCAUUAACAUUUGGCAUCCAUGCUGCCAGUGGCUGGAUUUACAUUCAGAGAGCUCUGGACUAUGAAUCCAAGCGUAGUUACAACUUUAAAGUGUUUGCCAUAAAUCCAAAGGAUCAGUUAAAACGAAGUGCUGCUGCCACUAUAACUGUUAAUGUUGCCGAUGAAAAUGAUAGUCCUCCUAAGUUUGCACAAAAAUUUUAUUUUUUCACAAUUGAAGAAAACUCCAUUCCUCAGGGCCUGAUUGGAAAAGUACAAGCAACAGAUAGAGAUUCAGGAAAAAAUUCUCAGUUAUCAUAUAUGCUGUUAUCUGAUGGAAAAUUCUUCAGAAUUAAUUCAAAGACAGGUGAGAUUAUUAAUUGGGUUGCAUUAGAUCGUGAACAUCAUACACACCACCAGAUGUCUGUACUAGUUACAGAUCAUGGUGUGCCUCGACAAAAUGCCUCCGCCAUUGUUUAUAUCACAGUCACUGACAUUAAUGAUAAUGAACCACUGUUUUCCUACCCUGGACCUAGGCAUGAGUACACUGUCAAGGUUUUGGUAGCUCAACCUGAAGGCACAUUUUUGACCACCCUAUUUGCUAAGGAUCCAGAUGUUGGCAAAAAUGGCACUGUUUUUUUCUCUAUAUUAGAAGAUUAUUCAAAUAGCUUCAAAAUUGAUGCCAAAACUGGAGAACUGAGAACCUCCAAGGUUUUCAUGUACAGUCAUGUAUCAAAUCACAAAAUAACAGUGAUGGCAAGUGAUGCAGGAAGCCCUCCUCUUCAACAGACUGCGAUAAUUAAUAUACAGGUUAUCCCCACAGUCACAAAAAAACUGACCCCUCAAACUGAUCAAAAAUAUUUUAUCAUGCCAGAAGGUUUAAGGCCUGGAAAAGUUUUGGGUUCUGUGUUUUCACAUGACCAUCAUCUGCUGGCCAGUCGGAAAGUACAUUACAACAUUGUUGAAGGUGAUGACCACUUUCAAUUUGGAGUUGACAGUAUGACAGGGGAAUUGUACCAAAGCCAAGAACUAGACUAUGAAGCAAGUUCGCAUUAUUUGCUAAAGGUUAUUGCAGAAGAUGAUAGCCAAAUCCCUUCAAGGAAUAUUACUGUUUUUGUCAGUAUUAAAGUAGAAGACCAAAAUGAUCAUUCACCAUGGUUUGAAGAUGAUAUAGUUGUGAUCGGAAUUCAAGAAAAUCUUCCGAUUGGGUCUCUUGUUCACAUAUUUAAUGCAAAAGAUGAUGAUGGAAGUGGACCAAAUAGCGAUCUCCGAUAUUCUGUUGUGUCCAGGAGUUCCUCAGAAAAUCAUUUCUACAUAGAUCCCUAUCAAGGUCACUUAAAUACUAUAUUGCCGGUUGACCAUGAAAUGACCAAAGCAUUUCUUCUAACAAUAACAGCAGUGGAUCAGGCAUUAGAUGUAAAUGAACGCAAGGUAGGCUCAGUGACAGCUCAGAUUAUUGUUUUGGACGUAAAUGAUAACAGACCUAUAUUUGUGUCAGCAAAUGUUUCCUAUGUAAUGGAAGAUGAGGAAGUGGGGUACCUUGUCCAUCAUGUUAUUGCAUAUGAUGCAGAUGCAGGUGAAAGUGGAAGAAUUUCAUAUGCCAUCAUCUCAGGGAAUGAAGACAACACUUUCACGCUUGAUGAAUCGUCAGGUCUGCUGACGUUGGCCUCCCAUUUAGACCAUGAAAUGCAAAAAUCCUAUAUCCUCACAAUUUCAGGAUGUGACAGUGGAAUUCCUGGUCAAUCUUCAACACAGACACUGAUGGUCAUCAUUAUUGAUAUAAAUGAUGAAACACCAAAGUUCCAAGAAUCUGUCUAUGAAGUUGGAGUUCCUGAAAACCUCAAAAUAGGAGCAUUUGUUAUCAAGAUUGAAGCUUCUGAUAGAGAUUCAGAUCUGAAUUCUGCACUCAUUUAUGAGAUUUUACCAGGAGCUGGAUAUGAUGCAUUCAAAAUAAACCCCAAAACUGGUAUCAUCACUACAACACAAGUAUUGGAUAGAGAAAUGCAAGAAUAUUUUGGCAUUAAAGUUUUGGUCCGAGACAGUGGAACCCCUUCAUUAUCUGACACAACUACAAUCAUGAUGACUGUACUGGAUGAAAAUGACCACCAGCCUGAAUUCAUGCCUCCUUUACAUGAGCUGCAUAUUUCAGAGAAUAUGGAACCAGGGAUUAUUCAUACAGCCGUGGCUUUGGACAUGGAUGCAGGGGACAAUGGUCUUGUUAGAUAUAAAAUUAUUGGUGGUAAUUUUACUGAUACGUUCAAAAUUGAUUCUAUUUCUGGAACGCUUGCUACAACUAGAUGUUUGGACAAAGAAGAAUUUAAUAACCUUUCCCUUACUAUAGAGGCUCAUGACCUUGGCAGCCCACAAAGAACAUCUAGUGCAGAGCUUUGGAUUAUUAUCUUGGAUGAAAAUGAUAAUAGCCCAGUGUUUGAAAGAAAUUAUUAUCGUACGUUUGUGAAUGAAGGUGUUCCUAUUGGAUCAGGUAUACUUCAGCUAAUUGCUACUGACAAAGACGACGGCUCCAAUGGAGAAAUUACAUACUCUCUAAUUGAUGAUACUUUUGGAGCAUUUACUAUCAAUGGUAAUACUGGCAUCAUUGUAACAACAAAUGAAUUGGAUAGAGAGACAAAAUCACAAUAUGUCUUCAGAGCAGUGGCAAUUGACAACAGUAUUCAAAGUCCAAGAAGUACCACAGUUAAUGUAAUGAUACAUAUUGAAGAUGUAAAUGACAAUUUUCCUAUUUUUAUGCAAAACCCAGUGAUUGCACAUGUUACUACGGACACUCAGAUCAGCCAUGUUAUCGCCACUGUGAAAGCUGUUGACAAGGAUUUGGGACAAUAUGGCAUUGUUACUUUCCAGAUUUUGCAGCCUGAUUCAGUAUUUGCAGUGAACAACACCACAGGUGAAAUUUACCUUAAAACACCAUUAUCCCAGAAUCACUUUCAUACAAAUCAUCUGUCUGUUGUUGCAAUGGAUCAGGGUAAUCCAGCUAGGUUGUCGUCUGGGCUUGUGCUCAUACACCAGCAAGUAGAAAAAAGAGGAAUUUGGUUCAGUCGUAAUUUAUAUGAGAUCACAAUUCCUGAAAACAUCAAAGCAGGCACAGUGGUAUUGAGUAUCAUGGCUCAAAACUACAGCACGAAUGGAGAGCUAGUCAUAUACAGCAUCUUUAGUGGGAAUGAAAACAGAGCCUUUCACAUAGAUUCAAAUACUGGUGAGAUUGUAGUAAGAGAUUCCAAAUUUCUGGAUUAUGAAGUCAGAACUAAGAUGCAUUUGGUAUUGUUGGCAGAAAGUAAUCAUCAGAUAGCAUACAGCCUGUUAACAAUUAUAAUUGAAGAUGUAAAUGAUAACCAACCACGUUUUCAACAAAAUCAUCAUAAGGCAUCAAUAUGGGAGGGCCAAACCCGCAAUACCUAUGUCUUUCAGGUUUUUGCCUCUGAUGCUGACAGUGGGCUUAAUGGGCAAGUUGAAUAUUCCAUAAUAUCUGGAAACCAAAAUGAGGCUUUCAUUAUUGAUUCAGCUCGUGGGAUUCUUACAACUAAUGCUAUUUUAGAUCGAGAAGUAAUUUCCUCCUACAGAUUGGUUCUCCAAGCAGCAGAUCGAGGAAGCCCCAGGCUUUCAGUAAAUGCCAUUAUUGAGAUUCAGAUUGUGGAUAUUAAUGAUAAUGCUCCAACUGUUCCUCCACUGACAGUUGUGAAGAUUUUUGAAAACCUCCAAACCGGCUAUGUUCUCACACAGAUAAUGGCCAAUGAUAUGGAUUUAAACCCCAUUCUUUUCUAUAAUUUUACUCAUAAUGGUAAUCCGGAAGGUAAAUUUGCUAUUAACCGCAACACUGGAGUCAUAAUUUUGACUGGGCCUCUGGACUUUGAAAAACAGUCGGAAUACUUGGUGAAGAUCAAGAUUUCUGAUUCAGUGCAUGAAACUGAAGCAGCUCUUAGAGUUUAUGUAAUGGAUAUAAAUGACAAUCCACCUCUCUUCUCUCAAGACUCGUAUCAGAUUAUAUUGCCUGAACUCUCACCAGUUAAUACCUACAUCCUGACCGUAUCUGCCACAGAUAAAGAUUCAGGGGUGAAUGGAAAAGUUUCCUAUAGAAUCCUUCCAGGAACUACUAAGGAGUUUUAUGUUAAUGCUGAAAGUGGUGCAAUAUUUACCAGGAGGACUGUACACUAUACAACUUAUAACUUUGUGGUGCAGCUUCUGGUAGAAGCUAAGGAUGGUGGUAACCCUGCGUUGACAAGCAUUACAUUAGUGGAGAUACAAAUUCAGGAUAUCAAUAACAAUGCUCCUCAAUUUACACAAGCAGUUUAUAAUAUCAGUGUUAAUGAAGAGACAGCAGCUGGGAUAACUCUGUUGUCAUUUUCAGCAAUAGACCAAGACUGGACACGUGAGAAUUCUUACAUUGACUACGCUAUUAUUGGAGGCAAUGAACAAAACAGGUUCCAUAUUGAGAACUCUGUGAUUCAAACAGAGAAUCAUUAUAGUAUGGUAGGCAAGCUGGUAUUAACAAAUAUAUUGGACAGAGAACUUACUAACAACUAUAGUUUGGUUGUGUGUGCAUCUGAUCGAGGAACCCCGCCACUUAAUUCAACCACAAUAAUAUUAAUGACUGUACUUGAUUUCAAUGAUAAUUCUCCAGUUUUCAACAGCUUGGAGUACCAUGUUGAAGUUCUAGAAAGCACCCCUGUAAAACACAAGCUUAUCCAAGUCUCUGCCUAUGAUCAUGAUCAGGGAGUAAAUGCAGAUAUCAAAUACAGUAUAAUUUCUGGAAAUGAGAAAGAAAAUUUUAGAUUGGAUCCUAAAACUGGUUUUGUAGAAUUAAUGCUGCCUCUUGACUAUGAAGAUGUACCAAAAUUCACAUUAACUAUCCGAGCAGUUGAUGGUGGCAUUACUCAUCAAAACAUGGUUACUUCAGUCCUUUAUAUUAACGUAUUAGAUGACAAUGAUAAUGUUCCUUAUUUUAUAUUUCCUACACUGAAUUGUUCAGUGUAUGAAAAUGAGCCUAUCUACACCUCAGUGUGUGCAGUUCAUGCAUUCGAUUAUGAUGAUGGUCCCUUUGGUUAUUUGACAUACUCUAUUCUGACAUUGUCUUUAACUGACUACUCUACAUUUACCAAUUGGAAUAAUUUUAUUAUUGAUCCAAUUACUGGUGAUAUCUACACAAAAAGAUUGAUUGAUUAUGAACAACAAAAAAAAUGCACAUUUAUAGUCCAGGCAAUGGAUAAAGGUAAUGCAACAGCAACUGUAACAGUUCAAGUGGAUAUUAAAGGUAUUGAUGAAUAUGAGCCCACUUUUACCCAAGAACAGUACUAUUUCACUCUCCCUGAGCAUGUGGUGGUAGGUCAAAAAGCUGGACAAGUGACUGCUGUAGAUAAGGAUGCAGGAAUGGAUGGAAUUGUGCUGUUCUCAUUGCUACAGCCUUCUCCUUACUUUUCUCUGAAUCAAACAAGUGGAGUUAUUUAUGUUUCAGGUUCUGUUCACAAGAUUAAAGGCAGUUACAAGAGAGAAGAGAUAAUUGAGUUAGCGAUUAAAGCUAGUAGUCCUUUAUUGGGAUCCAAAUCAGCUGUUAGUACUGUUGCAAUUAACAUCUCUCGAUCAUUGGAUGCCUUGGUUGAUAAGUCAACAGACAACCUCACUUUAAGUCUCUCAAUCUCGUUUGUCAUUUUUUUGCUCCUUUCUGUGUGCUUUGGUGGCCUAGUGUGUAGAUAUAAAAGAAAAGAUAAGAAUAAUUCAAGUGCAAGAAAUCUAAAUAUAAGACUUCCAAUAAUAUCUACUAUUAUGAACCGUCUGAAUCAUUCAGUGGUAUCAUUAGGUCACCAGUAUGUCAAUGAUAAUCAGCUUGGAAAGACUCCCGAUAAUUCACUGGAACAGCUGAGUUUAGGGAAAAUCCCAAUGAUGGAGAAGUCAUUUAAUCCUUCCAGACACUCAGAUUCAAGUGGACAAGGUUCUGCAGAAGGGGAAACUGCUGAAGAUGGAGAAAUUAUAAUGAUCAAUGCAAAUCAGUUUUGCAGAAGGGAAUGUGGCUGGACAUCCAGUGUUCCCGAUUCGGGGAACCCAAGAGAGUCAGAUUGUCUGUCUUGUCAAUUAUGUAAAAACAAUGACACUGAUGCAAUCAUCAAUAGAGAAAGUGUAGGUAGCAUUUAUAACUUCAAGGCCAUACGGGGUGAGGAAGGGUACAGUGCAAAUUUUGUUGUUGAUGAUUUUCCAAAGAAUAUUCAGAAUAUUAAGGAAAAUAGUAUGAUGGACAAUACUAAGGAUCACAUAUUCAUAGUAGAUGGGCAGACUUCAUUGAUAGGAUCCCUCACUUCCCUUGUUUCCACACAAGACAAAAUACAAAACAGCUAUAAUUGUGAUUACAUAGUCACCUGGAAACCUGGGUUUCGACCUUUUGCCUCUGUCUUUACUGAGGUUGCAAAACUGAAAGAUGAAAACUUACAAAAGCAUAUCAUAAAAAAUGAAUCAAAAUCUAUUAUCCCACCCCCACUGAUAACAUCAGUUGCGCAGCAAGGCAUAAGGGUUGUCCCUCCACAAAUGCCAAUCGUAAGAUUUAAUCCAUCGUUCCCAAAAUAUUCAAACUUAUCCAUUGUCAAUAAUACAUACAGCACUGCUUCAGCUAAGACACCAGCUUUCUCUCCAUCUGUUUCUGUGCCAACUGUUCAAACUCCUUCAGCUUCUAUUAUUUUAGAUGCAGGGUUAUCUGAUCUUACCUUAAAGCAGUCCUUACACAAGCAAAAAUUAGAAGAAGAAAUAUAG